GAGUGUCAGUGCUAUGAGAGAGUGGUUCACAAACACAUCGCACAGAUAUACGAGUCUUACGUCCUGUCCAACAGAAUCGUAUGUCUUGUCUAUGAAUUCAUUGAAGGCAAUAAUCUAUUGGUCGAGAUCGUGAACAGAGCUAAUGCGGGAUAUGUUUACAGUGAGAAUGUCAUCAGUUAUUAUAUGAACCAAAUAAUGGAAGCCAUCGACUACUGCCAUAAGUCGGAUAUAAUUCACGGCAAUAUAAAGGCUGAAAACAUCUUAAUGGCUGUGAAUAGUAGUGGAUCUCCGGUUAAACUAUGCGGGUUUGGACGCACU
Molecule: messenger RNA, 318 nt
Organism: Oppiella nova
Lineage: Eukaryota; Metazoa; Arthropoda; Arachnida; Sarcoptiformes; Oppiidae
Source: the annotation of a GenBank genome assembly